Molecule: messenger RNA, 2102 nt
Organism: Chondrus crispus (carragheen)
Lineage: Eukaryota; Rhodophyta; Florideophyceae; Gigartinales; Gigartinaceae
Product: anthranilate synthase component I
Exons: 2
Coding region: 1-1803 (600 amino acids)
Biological process (GO): L-tryptophan biosynthetic process
Molecular function (GO): anthranilate synthase activity
Source: RefSeq, a predicted model, not a curated record
AUGCCGCAUAGUCCUCUUUUCAUUCAGCCUUUCUCUAACAUCCCACAUCCCUCCAUCCGUCGCCCGACAUUGCGGAGCACACGACCUACCCUCCGUCGUCCCACCCACCCCGUCCGACCUCGCACCUCCGUAUACUGUGUAAGCCAAGACGUCCGCGUGUCCGGCGGUGGCGUCGCCCCUUCGGAAGAUGCCUUCACUCAGUAUGAUGGCCAAGACCCAGUCCACUUUGCCUCACUCGCUUCCGAUCCGGCCGUCCGCAUGGUUCCGGUUUGGAGGAAGAUUUUUUCAGAUCAAAUGACCCCCGUUGUCGCAUAUCGAUGCUUGGUUGCGGAAAAUGACCAAACAACCCCCUCAUUUCUGCUCGAGAGCGUCCACACGGGAGAGCGCGUCGGUCGAUACAGCCUCGUCGGUGCACGUCCGGUGUGCGAGGUUGUUGCUUAUAAGCAAAAUGUUACUGUCGUAAGGCAUGAACGAACUGGAACUACCAGGCAUACCGAAAAGGUCGAUGAUCCCUGGAAAGUCAUCGCGGAGAUGAACAACACACUCAAACCUGUAUCGAGUUGUUCCUUGCCAGCAGCAGAGGCAUUUUUCUCUGGCGGCUGGGUCGGAUAUGGUGGAUACGAUACCAUGCGAUACGCCGAGCUCAAGAGUUUGCCAUUCUCCGCCACCCCGAAAGAUGAUCGCGGACUCCCAGAUCUACAUUUUGGUCUUUAUAAAGACGUUUUCGCUUUUGAUCAAGUUGCAAAGGUUAUCUACAUCGUCCAUUGGGUUGACAUCACCGAUCAUUCCAACGCCAACGGAGAGGCACUGGUUGCAGAGGCACACGCAGCGGGGAUGAAGGAGUUAGACUCACUGGUAGAGACGCUUCAUAAGGGGGCCAAUCUGAGUACGAUGUCACCUGGAACGGUGAAUUUGAAUACUGAUGCGGCGGCGAUUCGGCAGUAUCCGAGUAACAUGACGAAAGAGGAGUUUAUGGAAGCGCUGUCGAAAAUCAAAUACCACAUUAUGGUUGGGGAUACCUUUCAGACGGUGUUUUCACAACGUUUUGAACGAUGGAGCGAAGCAGACCCGUUCUCUGUGUAUCGAGCAUUGCGUAUCAUUAACCCUUCUCCCUAUAUGAUUUACAUGCAAAAUGAGGGAUCAAUUUUGGUGGCCUCUUCGCCAGAGAUCUUGACUAAAGUAGAGAAUGGUACUUUAACUAAUCGACCACUCGCAGGAACAAGGCGCCGCGGUGCAAGCGAGGAGGAAGAUGAGGUCCUAGCAAAAGAGCUGCUAGCUGAUGGUAAGGAUCGGUCCGAGCACAUGAUGCUGGUAGACCUGGGACGCAACGAUGUUGGAAAAGUGUCGGCGUACGGGUCUGUGAAGGCUGAGCAAAUCAUGAAUGUUGAGAAGUACUCGCAUGUGAUGCAUAUCAGCAGCACUGUGAAAGGAAAAUUAAGAGAGGGGUUGACUUCGUGGGACGCUCUUCGCGCGACGCUACCAGCUGGAACGAUCAGCGGGGCUCCGAAAAUUCGGGCGAUGCAGAUUAUCGAUGAUCUAGAGCCUACAAAGCGCGGACCAUAUGGAGGGGGGAUCGGGUACAUUUCGUUUCAUGACAGCAUGAAUAUUGCGCUCGCUUUAAGAACAAUGGUUGUGCCGACGAAGCCACGCAUGAAUGCGGAUGGGAAACCAGAGUGGCAGUACUUUCUUCAGGCUGGGGCUGGAAUCGUGUAUGAGUCGGACCCUGAGGCCGAAUAUACCGAGACAGUGAACAAAGCAAUGGCGAUGAACAGAGCGAUUGACUUGGCAGAGAAUGCUUUCUAAAAAGGGACGCUCGUUGGCGAUGAACAGAGCAGUUGACUUGGCAAAGAAUGCUCUCUAAAAAGGGACGGUCGUUUGCAGAGAUUCUUGUAAGGAAAGAGUUGCAGACAAAGACUGGAGCAUAUUCUUGGUUGAAGCGGAUAGUCCUUGGGUACUGUGUGUACUGUACAUUGAUGAGUGUCCUAAACUGGUAAUCUGCCAGAGAUUAGUUUCCAAGGGUGUGUUAGUGCUGAUGCAUUGCUGCCCAGAUUUGUAAAUUAAAAAAUUAAACACGAUUGGGACGAAGCAGCCCCAAUAUUGCA